Geodia barretti is the source of this 1208-nucleotide messenger RNA. NCBI's taxonomy places the organism in Eukaryota, Metazoa, Porifera, Demospongiae, Tetractinellida, Geodiidae. The record is from the annotation of a GenBank genome assembly.
AUGCGCGCCGAGGACUGUCCGAACAGAGGAGUGGACGACAGCCUUUGCUUCAGCGGUGCAGAGAUACCGGAUAUGCCCCCUAAAGUUAUCCGGACGAGUAGGUGAGUGAACACUGGUAUUGGAUGACGUUUACACCUCAAAAACUACACUGCACUGCAAGUGUUAGAAAAUCGGCUGACCAAGAUGGAAAGGCCUGGUUUCAGACUACCUACUCUUGAGGUCGAACUGGCAGGACAGGAAGGGUGGCCCUGGUCCACCGAAGAAGUCAUGUGACCAGAAAUAAAACACUUGAGUCUGAAGAACACCGAUAUUGGAAUAGAUAUAUCAGUUCCUGGUCAUGAACCUGCUUCUUCCCCGAAAGUUGUGAAGAGAUACCAUGUUCUUGUAUUACCUCUCUGCCACACUUUAAGGAGGCUACACAAAGUGAAGGUUCAGUUGUGCAGUUUACGGUGCUUCGAGAUUAUGAAGCAUUUGAAAAUUUGCAAAAGGAUGUGCUUCAGUCCUUUCCAAACCUCAAGUUACCAAGUCUGCCACGAAAAUAUCACUUGUUUACAAGUGAUACUGAUAUAGAAGAACGGCAAAUUGCUUUUGAUUGUCUUCUUAAGGUGUUAUGCAAGGAGAGAGUAAUGUGUACAUCUUCUACAUUUCUACACUUUCUUGGGUUUAAAGAUGAUGCUGAUGUCACUUACCUAAGGAAGAGGGCAGAAUACAUCAAAAGAGAACAGCCUAAAGAAAUCGAAACUAUUGAUAAUCAAAGUGGUGAUACACAACUCUUUACUACUACAAAGAAAGCAGAACUUAUUGAUGAGGAAUAUGCAUCACCUGGUGGUAAUACUACCACUUUCGCUGGUGAUGAUGUGACAUUCGGACCUAAGAAUGAUAGUGGGAAACGAGCAUUUGCUCCAAAAGAUCUCUUUGUUACAGAUAUGCCCUCUGAAGUUGUUAAUAUAGCAGACCACUCCGAGUUACUUGAUAUUUCAGAUACUGUGGAUGAUCUACUUCAAACAAAGAGGUGUGCAGCAGUAGUGACGGAACAACCUGACACUGCCAGUAGUAUCAUAAAUGUGGAGGUUACUGAUGUUAAAAAACAAAAUAUGGAAAGUGGUGAUAUACUUGCAUAUAUUGAGACCAACACUGCAGAAAAUGAAAGUCUUAAUAUCUUUUAAUUACAUGCAUUCUCUGUAUUUAUUUAUUUUUGGUAUAACGUG